GAUUCUGUGUGCUCCCUUCCCAAACUGAUUCACUUAGCUCUUCUCCUUCACUCCUGACAUUGCUAGCGAAGUCAUGGGAUCGUUUAGAAACCAAUAUUUCAUUCUGGUGCUUUUGGUCUUCCUUUUGGGGGCUUGGGCUCAUCAAGCCGCCGGUCGCACCCUCCAGCGAGACGAUCCCAUGUACGAGAUGCAUGGGCAAUGGAUGGCCCGUUACGGGCGUGUGUACAAGGAUGUGGAAGAGAAGCAAAGCCGUUUCGAGAUAUUUAAGGUGAAUGUACGAGGUAUCGAGUUGUUCAAUCAGGCAAACGACAAGCCUUACAAGCUCGGCGUCAAUCAGUUCGUUGACCUCACGAUUGAAGAAUUCAAGGCAAGGAACCGAUUCGAGUCACACAUGUGCUCCACCGAGGUCGCUUCUUUCAAGUACGAAAACAUCACCGCGGUGCCUUCUAGCAUGGACUGGAGAGAAAAAGGAGCCGUGACACCAGUCAAGAACCAAGGCCAAUGUGGAUGUUGCUGGGCUUUUUCAGCCGUGGCAGCUGUGGAAGGAAUCAAUGAAAUAACCACGGGUAAGUUGAUUUCUCUCUCCGAGCAAGAGUUGAUCGACUGCGACGUCGGUGGCCAGGACCAGGGAUGCGAAGGUGGCUGGAUGAAUGGCGCAUUCCAAUUUGUCGAGAAGCAUGGCCUCACAACAGAGACGUACUAUCCUUACAAGGGCACGGACGGCAAAUGCAAUGUUGAAGGUGCCGUGAUCAUAAAGGGCUAUGAAGACGUCCCCGCCAACAGUGAGGAGGCAUUGCUAAAGGCAGUUGCUAACCAGCCAGUUUCCGUGGCUGUCGAUGCCGGAGGAUUUGAGUUCCAAUUCUACUCGAGCGGCGUGUUUACUGGCGCUUGUGGGACUGAGUUGGACCAUGGUGUUACCGCCGUUGGAUAUGGGACAAGCGAUGAUGGCACCAAAUUUUGGCUGGUGAAGAACACGUGGGGCGAGGAAUGGGGCGAGGAAGGAUACAUAAGGAUGCAGAGAGAUGUCAGUGCUAAGGAAGGCCUCUGCGGCAUCGCGAUGAAGGCCUCUUAUCCUACCGCGUAGAUUAUAAUGAGCCACCUAUCCGUGUGUACUGUAAAUAUGGUGAAGCUUUUCAGUUCAAGGCCUUGUUUUUCACUUCUGCUUGACAUGCUGCAGAUAUAUACAUCUGUAUGUAUUAGUUGUGUGUUUUUAAGAAGAGAUGUUUGAACU
Molecule: messenger RNA, 1231 nt
Organism: Eucalyptus grandis
Lineage: Eukaryota; Viridiplantae; Streptophyta; Magnoliopsida; Myrtales; Myrtaceae
Product: senescence-specific cysteine protease SAG39
Exons: 2
Coding region: 74-1084 (336 amino acids)
Cellular component (GO): lysosome
Molecular function (GO): cysteine-type endopeptidase activity
Source: RefSeq, a predicted model, not a curated record